This is a messenger RNA of Corticium candelabrum, 686 nucleotides long. RefSeq lists its product as uncharacterized. The transcript has 3 exons. The coding region runs from base 9 to 686 and encodes 225 amino acids. Lineage: Eukaryota; Metazoa; Porifera; Homoscleromorpha; Homosclerophorida; Plakinidae. The record is from RefSeq and is a predicted model, not a curated record.
ACGCGACCAUGACCAGAGAGCUAAUUGUUCUUCUCCUUCAAAUCUUGGCUUUCACUAAGGCUCAAGAAGAAACCGUCUGUAAGGAUGGGGUACAGCAAGUGAUAGAAGUACCGCCGACUCCUCCACCAUUUAAUUGUGAAGACCUGGAAUGGCCUAGAGACGACAAGACAUUCCUUAUAACUAAAGCUGAUCCAGAAGAGGUGGAGUUCGUGUACAGAGAAAGAUUCACCUUAACUUGCAAAGUUUGCACAAGACCGGGCUACAACGUGACGGUUACAGACUUGAAGUGGUCUAAACAAGAGGGAGAAUUGUCACCAGAAGUCCGCGUUGGGGUUCUUGACCUUACUUCUCGGCCUGCAGAAACUAGUCUCAUCUUUAGUAUUCCGGAUGAAGACGAUGCCGGGGUAUACAAAUGUACCCCUAGUGCUACUCUGACUUUAGAGUUGCCACCUCUAGUAGUUCCGCCAGAGUCGGUGCCGGAAGAGCCGGAAGAAGAACAGAAUGGUCAGAAUAAUAAUAGCGCCGUAGUACCAGAAGUAGUGCCCACUGUCAAUGCCACCGAAAACACUCCUACAAUGCCUCCUGUCCUUAUUCCACAGUACGAAACGAAAGUAUUGGAAACCGAUCGAUACAUUGCUUAUAGCGUUGUAAAAGAAGGUAUACAGACGACUAUUCCAACGAUCUGA